Molecule: messenger RNA, 789 nt
Organism: Cyphellophora attinorum
Lineage: Eukaryota; Fungi; Ascomycota; Eurotiomycetes; Chaetothyriales; Cyphellophoraceae
Exons: 1
Coding region: 1-789 (262 amino acids)
Source: RefSeq, a predicted model, not a curated record
AUGGCUUCGGAACACGCGUAUGUAACACUAGCCGAGAUCGACCCCAGUCUAGCUGGACUAAUACUUGGAAGGUCGGAGGACCCUGCCGACGACUUUGUCACAGUAGAUCCGGUAGAUUACCUCGAUGGAAGCGAGGACGAAUGGAGCGAGAUCAACGACGAAACGGCCGAGAACGCGAAGCCGGAUCCAAACAGCCGUGUCCAGGCUUGCGGAAUGUCGUCCGCGGUCGAGACCAACGACAAAAAGACCGAAAAUGCCAUGUCCAACGCAGUGAGAUGUGCUCACGUUGACGGGAUGUCGGUACCUGUCGAUGCCCAGCAGCCAUCGCACAAGACGCAGGAGUCCGAGAAGAAGAUAGCCCCAUUACCGGUCACGGAUAACAAAACCCAACCUCUGCACAAGAUGAUCUCUCUCGUCCUCGAGCACCACAAGAGCCGGGAUGAUGGGCUCUGGAAGAAGCCUGCAAACUGGAACAAACUCGCUCAGGAUGCAGACGCCUCCCUGACGUCCGUGAUGGCUCAGGUGGAUACCGCCAGUAGGCAUCCCGGUCUGCUAGGCUUCCGCGGUAGGGAGGAGAAACGACGUCGGCAGGGCUGGUACAUGGUCGGGGAAAAGCGUCGUCAGAAGGAGGCGGAAGCUCGCAAACAGGAAGCGGAAGCUCGUAGACAAGAGGCGGAGCGCCAGGUUGGAGCAAGCCCGGCUCCCACAAGGCCUGAAUUCUAUCCGAAUCAGAGGUUCAUUACCGGCUGCCCUGCCAUCAGAAUGGACGACUCUUGGGAUUCAUCGUAA